GGGGGCGGAGCUGACCGCGGGGGCGGGGCCAGGGUCUCACACCAUCCAGUGGAUGUCUGCUUGCUACGUGGGGCCGGACGGCCGCCUCCUCCGCGGGUACAGUCAGUUGGCCUACGACGGCGCGGAUUACAUCGCCCUGAACGAGGACCUGCGCUCCUGGACCGCGGCGGACACGGCGGCGCAGAUCACCCGGCGCAAGUGGGAGGCGGCAGGCGCGGCGGAGCAGCAGAGGAACGAGCUGGAGGUCACGUGCGUGGAAUGGCUCCGGAGGUACCUGGAGAUGGGGAAUAAGACGCUGCUGCGCACAGAUCCCCCGAAGACACAUGUCACCUACCAUCCCCUCACUGACCAUAAGGUCACCCUGAGGUGUUGGGCCCUGGGCUUCUACCCUGUGGAGAUCACCCUGACCUGGCAGCAGGAUGGGGAGGACCUGACCCAGGACACAGAGCUUGUGGAGCCAAGGCCUGCAGGGGAUGGGACCUUCCAGAAGUGGGUGGCUGUGGUGGUGCCUUCUGGAGAGGAGCAGAGAUACACGUGCCGUGUGCAGCAUGGGGGGCUGCCCGAGCCCCUCACACUGAGAUGGGAGUCCCCUCCUCGGCCCCCCAUUCCCGUCGUGGGCGUUGUGGGCUGGUCUGGUUGUGGUCACUGGCGCUGUGCUGGUUGGAGCUGUCAUGUGGAGGAAGUAGAGCUCAGCCCUGCCCUAGGUGGAAGAGGAAGGAGUUACGCUCAGGCUGCAAUGUGAGCCAGCUGCCUUGUGGGGGACUGAGCGAUGCAAGAUGUGUUCACUUGCCCACCUUGUGACAUCAACACCUCUGAUUUCUCUUUCUGCAAAGGGCAUCGGAAUGUGUCCGUGUUCCUGUUAACAUAAUGUGAGGACGUGGGGAGACUGGCCCCCCACCGCACACGACCCCCCCCACUCUCCCCGCCCUGACCGACCUGUGUUUUCCUUCCUCAUCUGCUUUCGUGUUCUGGCCGAGGGAGGGUGGGCCAUCUCCAUCCCUGCCUUUACUUCAUGUUACACUGAGCUACGACUUCUUACUUCCUGAUGACAAGAGGACUCUGGAUGGGAACUGGUUUUUUCCCUGUUCUUGUCAUGAGGAGUGGAUCAGUUAGUGAAAGGAGAGGAUUCCUGAAGUUUGAGACAGGAAAUAAAUGGAAGCACUGACAACCUUCCGGAA
Ailuropoda melanoleuca (giant panda) is the source of this 1178-nucleotide messenger RNA. RefSeq names its product class I histocompatibility antigen, Gogo-B*0201 alpha chain. Gene Ontology annotation, biological process: antigen processing and presentation of endogenous peptide antigen via MHC class I via ER pathway, TAP-independent; antigen processing and presentation of endogenous peptide antigen via MHC class Ib; positive regulation of T cell mediated cytotoxicity. The coding region runs from base 53 to 742 and encodes 229 amino acids. The transcript has 6 exons. The record is from RefSeq and is a predicted model, not a curated record. Gene Ontology annotation, molecular function: peptide antigen binding; signaling receptor binding. Gene Ontology annotation, cellular component: external side of plasma membrane. NCBI's taxonomy places the organism in Eukaryota, Metazoa, Chordata, Mammalia, Carnivora, Ursidae.